Molecule: messenger RNA, 1969 nt
Organism: Dermatophagoides farinae (American house dust mite)
Lineage: Eukaryota; Metazoa; Arthropoda; Arachnida; Sarcoptiformes; Pyroglyphidae
Source: RefSeq, a predicted model, not a curated record
UUUUUUCUCAUAUAUUGCCUAUUUGACAUUCAAAUAAGUUCAAAUUUCUAAUUCUUUCAUUCUUUACUGGUAUAUGAAUACUAUUGUUUGUCCUUUAAGACAAAAGAGUUUACCGAAUAAUUGGCUCCAUUCGUCUACCAUAUAGACAUAUUGACCAACAAUGUUAUAAUUGACAAUUUUGGAUAGACAAAUACGAAAUCGUCGCGACAGUGACGAUUCUUGUCUCUUGGUCAAAAUUCAAUCCUUUUUUCAAUCAAUCAGUCAUAAACCUUAUGAUUAUCAUCGUCCCUAUUAGGCCAGUUUUUGUUUUUUUGUUUUGUUUAACUGACUGACUGACCGAUCGAAUCAAUGCAGCAAUGUAUACACUAUGGCCCAAGGUCAUAUUAAUCAUCAUAAUGGUAAAUAGUAAAUGAACGAACCGAACUACAAACAAUCAUUCGUCAAAUGUUAUGCCAAAAAAAAAACAUUUCUUUUUUUCUAAAUCGACGAAUAGAUCUGAGAUGAUUAGAGGGUAACCGAAUUUUAUUUUUCUUUCGAAAACUAUCAAAAAAAAUUAUCGUCUUGACUGACACUGACAGAGAGAGAGAGAGAGAUUUAUCGACGAGAUCUUGAAUUGGCAAUGCAUUAUACCCAUGCCGGCGAUCAAAAACUAAUACCACCACCACCACCACCACCAUCGCCAAUGAUCAUCGCAACAAAAAAAAGAAUGGGCUUGAAUACCGAUUAGAAACAGAUAUCAUUCAUUUGGCUGACAAGUAUAGAGUAAAUAACAUCGUCGUAAAAAUUGUGCGUUUUCCAUUGGAAUCAAUGUUGCCAUGGUUCAUAUGGAUCUAUUAUUGGAUAUUUUUAAAUAAUAAUAUAUGGUGAUGCAAUACAUCGCCAAUCAUCAUUUAUGGUCUACAUUUUAUAUAGAUCAUACAUUUCUUUAUUUGUUGUUGAUAUCAAGUGUGUGUGUGUAUGUCUUUCUCAAAAUCUAAUAUUUCAACGACUAUGUGAUUGAAUGAAAAACUCAAUUACAAAACGUUAAAGAUUUCGAACGAAUAUUUUAUAUGGGCGUUUUUUGCUCAUUUUUAAUUCCUGAUUCCUGUGUGUGUGUGUGUGUGUAUGUCUGUGUUUAUGUGUCCCAUUUAUUGUUUCUUGAAUCGUAAAUUGAUCCAUCCAAGUGGUGAAUAUAUUGUUUAAAAAACAAAAAUUAUAAACACCUCCCACAAUGAUGGCUCGAUCAAUAAUAUUUCAUCCGAUUGUUUCAUCAUGUCUACUUCUUAUCAUCAUAAUAUCCGGUAUUAAAUGUGACAUACAUUGUUAUUGUAAUCAACCAGUAUGUGUACGUACCGGUUAUAUGUGCAAAUCAAAAGGCCAACAAGCCGGCUGUUUUGUUGAACAUUCGGGUUUCGGUAAUAUGGAUCGUUCAAGUGAUAUAUCUCGUCAUGGAUGUAUUGAAAUGUUACCAAAUGAUCAACGUGUUUCAUGUCUAGAAUUAGCAUUGGCCAUACGUUCAUCUCAUCAUCAUUCCAUAUCAAAUCAUCAUAGAAAUCAUCAUCAUAUUCAUAUACAUCGACAGCAACAGCCAAAUAAUCAUCAAAUUAGUUCAAAUUUUCGUCGUACACAUAAUAAAACAAUUACUUGUUGUCUUGACGAUAUGUGUAAUUAUGUUAAAACUAUUAUAGAUGAUUCAAAUGAUUCUGAUUUCGAACAUUCGAAUCAACAACAACGACCUCCAAUAAUAUCAUCAUCGAAUGAUCAUCAUUUUGAUUCAUUAGGUAAACAACUUCAAGAAAGUUAUGGUUCCAUGCAAGGAUAUAGUUUGAUAGUAAUCCUUAUAUUCAUCAUGACACCAUUAGUGUUAUUGGUCAUCUUUAUCUACUGUGUCAUAUGGUAUAUUCGUAAAGAUGAUCAGAAGAAAAAAUUUACAAAACAACCACGUAGUAAUACCAUUGAUCAUCAUCAUCAUAAACAACAAAAACAUAAU